CGCGACCUGCUCACCUGUUCUGCUGCUGCAGAGACACUACAUUGAUGUAGACGUGUUGUUGACAUUCUCUCUCAGUUUCUCUGAUUAAUUUACUCUUCCCGACACACUGCUUUAAACCAGGGUUCCUACUAGUGAUUCGUCGAGAUUUGUUGUCCAGUCUGAUUAUGUCAGAAAUCCGAGUGUAUUACUCCAGUGUCAGCGGCUGUCUCAAGACGAAGAAACAACAGCAACACAUACUAAUGGUUUUGGACGGGAGAAAAAUAGUCCACACUGACGUGGACGUUACCCAGGACCCUGAGAACAAGGACAAGAUGAGGAGGAUUGCCUGCAACGACGCAGCACUGCCUCCCCAGAUAUGCAACGGUGACCAAUACUGCGGGGACUAUGAGGGUUUUUUGAAUGCUGUAGAGGAGGAACAAUUGACAGAGUUCCUUAAACUCUGAAGACGACAAGGAAAAAGUGCAUUUUUGCUGCAAUCUUUUUUUUUUGAAAAUACAAAUAAAGGGCUGCAUACUUAUCCAUGACUCAAUAAUUACUGUUGAUGAUUAUCAUUGCAGAGACACUUAGCCUACUAUUCGUGGAUUCUCUCUCAAUUAAUGCCACCCAUUGUGCCAAUAUAUUUUGAAGCAUUAUCUGUACGAUUAGGCCUUUUUCUUUUGCUAAUGACACAUUUAUUUGAAUUAUUAUUAUUUAAAAAGUUCAGUCCAAAAUUCAGUGUUGUAAGUCCUUACCCUUGCAAUGAGAUAUGUUAAAUAAAGCCUGAUAUAGAAUAGAUUAUACAUUCAUACACUACAAAAAGCAUAAGCAAACAAUUAUUGAGUGAUUUUAACACACCGAUCCAUCUCAAAAAGUGCAAACAUUUUACUUUCACACAAUAAUGUAAAAUAAAUCAGGCCUAUCCGAGGGCUAAGCCUCAAUGGUUUCGGUGUGCGAUUGGGUCAAAGGAAGCGUUUAAAAAGCAGGCAGUGAUUUGUACACUGAUUCAAUGCACAGACUUUGACAAUCUUGCCUAGGGCGCUAUGUUAGCCAGACCCGGCUAUAGGAAAGCUGUACAAUGAUAAACCUUCAGUUAGGGAACCUUUGUAUUGCGUGACAACGACCAGUAGAGGUCGCUCCAAGAUCUCAUAAUCGCCAAUAUUUGCCCCAUGGAACGUUCACAUACAAUAAAAAUAUGUAACCGUGUAUAGUUUAAGCAGCAAUGAAUAAAUGUGCAACCCUCUG
Gadus chalcogrammus (walleye pollock) is the source of this 1221-nucleotide messenger RNA. Its product is annotated as SH3 domain-binding glutamic acid-rich-like protein 3. The coding region runs from base 165 to 443 and encodes 92 amino acids. The record is from RefSeq and is a predicted model, not a curated record. Gene Ontology annotation, cellular component: cytoplasm. The transcript has 3 exons. Lineage: Eukaryota; Metazoa; Chordata; Actinopteri; Gadiformes; Gadidae.